Protobothrops mucrosquamatus (brown spotted pit viper) is the source of this 993-nucleotide messenger RNA. It is a transcript of the gene UFD1, whose product is annotated as ubiquitin recognition factor in ER associated degradation 1. The coding region runs from base 28 to 951 and encodes 307 amino acids. The transcript is spliced from 12 exons. Gene Ontology annotation, molecular function: polyubiquitin modification-dependent protein binding. The record is from RefSeq and is a predicted model, not a curated record. Gene Ontology annotation, cellular component: VCP-NPL4-UFD1 AAA ATPase complex. Lineage: Eukaryota; Metazoa; Chordata; Lepidosauria; Squamata; Viperidae.
GGGGAGACCGGAGGAGGCGUCGCCAUCAUGUUUUCCUUCAACAUGUUUGACCAUCCGAUUCCCCGCGUUUUCCAGAACCGCUUCUCCACCCAAUACCGCUGUUUCUCCGUCUCCAUGCUCGCUGGCCCUAAUGACCGAUCGGAUGUGGAGAAGGGUGGAAAAAUAAUUAUGCCACCUUCUGCUUUGGAUCAACUCAGUCGGCUUAAUAUCACCUACCCGAUGUUGUUUAAACUGACGAAUAAAAAUUCAGACCGGAUGACUCAUUGUGGUGUGUUGGAAUUUGUGGCUGAUGAAGGCAUUUGUUAUCUUCCACAUUGGAUGAUGCAGAACCUUCUCCUGGAGGAAGGGGGCCUGGUGCAAGUGGAAAGUGUCAACCUCCAAGUAGCCACUUACUCCAAAUUUCAGCCACAGAGUCCUGAUUUUCUCGACAUCACCAACCCCAAAGCUGUAUUGGAAAACGCACUCAGAAAUUUUGCGUGCCUCACCACAGGAGAUGUCAUCGCCAUCAACUACAAUGAGAAGAUCUAUGAACUUCGAGUCAUGGAGACCAAGCCAGACAAAGCAGUGUCCAUCAUUGAAUGUGACAUGAAUGUAGACUUCGAUGCACCUUUGGGUUACAAAGAGCCCGAGAGACAGGCGCCUCACGAGGAGUCUGCCGAUGUUGAAGCAGACCACAGCGGUUAUGUGAGCGAUCUGGGAUUCCGUGCCUUUUCUGGAUCUGGGAACAGGUUGGAUGGAAAAAAGAAAGGCGUUGAGCCAAGUCCUUCUCCAAUUAAACCAGGAGAUAUUCGACGGGGCAUUCCGAAUUACGACUUCAAAAUUGGCAAGAUCACAUUCAUUAGAAAUUCCCGGCCGCUGGUCAAAAAAAUUGAAGAGGAUGAUGCUGGUACUCGCUUUAUUGCGUUCUCCGGAGAAGGUCAGUCCCUUCGCAAGAAAGGCAGGAAACCCUGAACUCUGCAGUCGGAAGACAAUAAAAUAAUCCUAUAUACUAGC